Lotus japonicus is the source of this 1230-nucleotide messenger RNA. RefSeq lists its product as uncharacterized. Gene Ontology annotation, molecular function: zinc ion binding; nucleic acid binding. The transcript has 2 exons. Lineage: Eukaryota; Viridiplantae; Streptophyta; Magnoliopsida; Fabales; Fabaceae. The coding region runs from base 1 to 1230 and encodes 409 amino acids. The record is from RefSeq and is a predicted model, not a curated record.
AUGGCAGAAGAUCUAGCAAUAGCUACGGGCUCAUCCACCAACAAGCCUCCAUUCUUUGAUGAAACCGAAUAUCCCUACUGGAAGACUCACAUGCAACUAUUCAUUGAGUCCUCAAACUACAAACUGUGGGAAAUCAUUGAAAAUGGCAACAUCGUACACAAAGAUGACGCUGGAGAACCUAUCAAGAAAGAUCAACUGACAGAAGUACAACGCAAAGACUAUCAACUUAACACAAAAGCAAAGUUGUUCCUUCUAUGUGCACUGAGUAAAUCUCAGCUGGACAAAGUUGAUGGACUAGCAACAGCCAAAGAAGUCUGGGAAGCUCUAGGGCUUGCCUAUGAAGGUACAGCGAACGUCAAACAAGCCAAAGUGAGUUUACUUGUGGCUGAAUAUGAGACCUUCAAGAUGAAAGAGAAUGAAAGCAUUGUUGACAUGUUUGGAAGAUUCCAAACCGUCGUUAAUGGUGUUAGGAAUCUUGAUCAUCUCCUCGGAUCUCUGAAGGUUCACGAGAUAGAACUUGCCCAUGACGAUGGACUGAAGAAGCAGAAGAACAUUGCGUUCAAAGCCAAUAGUUCCAAAGUUGUUCAAAUAAAGGAGCAAUAUGAAGAAGAAGAAUCCUCAGAAGAACUAUCAGAGUAUGAACAAGCUCUCUUCAACAGAAAGUUUAAGAGGAUGUGGAUCAAACAACAAAGAGGAAAAGGUUCAUCAAAGAAAGACAACAAACGAGAAUCAAGUCUGAAAAAGAAACCUUUUACACACAAAGGAGAAAGCGGCUCAAGUGCAGAUAAAAGCAACAUUACUUGCUUUGAAUGCAAGAAGCCAGGUCACAUCAAGGCGGACUGUCCAAGACUAGCCAAAACGUCUAUCAAGAAGUCAUACUACAAGAAAAAGAAAGCCUUAGCAGCUGGAUGGGAUGAUUCUGAGGAUGGUUCAGAAGAUGAUGAUGAAGAUGCACAUUUUGCACUCAUGGCAUCUGUAAACAGUUCAGACGAUGAUGAGGACGAUGAGGUAAAACCUGAAAACCUUAAAGAAGAAUUCAAUGAAUUGCUUGAACACUCUUAUACUUUAUCUGAAAAAUACAAAGCCUUAAAGAAACAGUUUGCUAAGCUACAACAAGAACAUGAAAAGGUUUUGACAGAAAAGAAUAAUAUCGUUCAAGAAAAUAAUGUUUUGAAGAAGCAAGAUUCUACUAAGGAAGUAGUUGCUUUAAAGAAAAGAGUUAAGUUUUAA